AUGUGGAGUGCCCUGUGCGUGGGGUUAUUGCCCAUUGUCGGUGGCCUUGCUCAGGUGAAGACAGAAGCCUCAGGCCCCACAGUAGGGAAGAUCUCGGAGUCUGUCUCGCUCGUCUGUCACAUCUCUGGUGUAGCCAUCACUGAUAGCAGCUACGCAUGGGACUGGAUCUGGCAGACUCCUGGCAAAGAGUUGCAGCACAUAGCGAUGCAGUAUCCCUUCACAGGACUCCAGCACAUCGCUUUGUCCUUCCAGACCCGAGUCACCAGCUCUGCAGACCCCUCCAGGAACCAGCUACUGAGACCGUUUCCUUGUAAGACAGUUACUGCAAGUUUAACCAAUCUAAUUUCAUUACUUGUAUGUCCAAACAAUUAUUUUUUUUCAGAUAUUCCAAACAGUUCCAUCCCUSAAGUCAUUGUGAUGAAAUCAAAGAACCUGGGAAAAGGUAGCAGCACUGGGAAAGCAGCUUGUUUGGCAAGGAAUUUCACAACAAAGAACAUCCUCUUGGAGAUGCCCUCUAAGGAGGUUGUGUAUGACCAGAGCUCAUCCAUUUUGACAUCAGAGGGGUUGUACAAUGCAAUUAAAGUGGUCAGUGUGACAAAAGACACAAAYGUGACCUGCACGGCCAGAUUCGACAACAGCAUCAUAACAACWCAGCCAGAAGAAGAAGAAAAGAAGAUUGAAGAAGCAGUAACAGAGGACAGUAACUGGGUUUGCAACAGCACAGACCCCUCAGCAAAAGCAGAUACUGAAGGGGAGAAAGUGAACAUGCUGUCCAUGGCUGUGCUGGGCUUGAGAGUUCUGCUGGCAAAGAGCAUCGCCUUCAAUACACUCAUGAGUAUCAAAUUGUUCCUUUUCUGAGAUAUGGGGAAUGAAGCAGGAAAGAGUGUGAACCAGCAGCACGCGAGGUUGAACCAGCAGUUUCAGAGCUGCUUACAGUGACCACCCAGGACACAAAGCAGCACAGUCCCCUGGAGACAUUGAAUGCUGUUCACUCCUGCCUGGCCAGCUGUUUUACACUGAAGUGUUUUAAAUGCUUUUGCUGUUUCCCGUCCUCUGAGAAUUGACGAGAGUGGGUUUAUCCUCAUCCUCCUCCUGAGUAAUCUCUCCACUCUUCACAAUUUGCAUAGAAAUGUCCAGCCUGCUUCAACAGCUUUGAAAACCCCAAUGCUCGMUACAGACUUAUGGUGUUUCAAAAGCCCCUUUCCCAGGCACCUCAUGUCACUGCCUGGAGAGCUGGAGUGUUACUGCUGAGGGAAUUCAAGCCCAUUAAUUGCCAUUCGUAGCUUUGGGGUUUUUAUCAUUUUAAUACCAAUAAUUGUGUGUAUUGUAGAUGAGAAGAACUGUGUAGGAUCAGAAAUGAUUCAACUCAACCAGGUAAUAUUCAACCAGAGAAGCAUUUCUUA
Malurus melanocephalus (red-backed fairy wren) is the source of this 1403-nucleotide messenger RNA. RefSeq lists its product as uncharacterized. The transcript has 6 exons. Gene Ontology annotation, biological process: complement activation, classical pathway; defense response to bacterium; innate immune response. Gene Ontology annotation, cellular component: blood microparticle; external side of plasma membrane; immunoglobulin complex, circulating. The coding region runs from base 1 to 858 and encodes 285 amino acids. Gene Ontology annotation, molecular function: antigen binding; immunoglobulin receptor binding. NCBI's taxonomy places the organism in Eukaryota, Metazoa, Chordata, Aves, Passeriformes, Maluridae. The record is from RefSeq and is a predicted model, not a curated record.